Messenger RNA from Knipowitschia caucasica, 774 nucleotides. The record is from the annotation of a GenBank genome assembly. NCBI's taxonomy places the organism in Eukaryota, Metazoa, Chordata, Actinopteri, Gobiiformes, Gobiidae.
AUGAGGACCGUGUGCUAUCUUCUUCCCCUUCUGUUUAUUCUAGCCUCGGCUGGAAAUUGGUGCCCCUACAACUGGACAUACUUUGGAAACAAAUGCAUCUUUCUUUAUCCAGUGUGGGCCACAUGGGACUCUGCAAAGACUCUUUGCUCUCUGUCGGACUCUCACCUUAUCUCCCUCCGUUCCCAUGACGAUGUGGAAUUUGUUAGUAAAAUGGUGGUUAAACUUGGGGCCCCUGUUUGGACUGGAGGCCAUUCUGUUGAUCAGAGUGCCUCAUGGCUUUGGAGCGAUGGGUCAGAUUUUACGUUCAGAUUUUCGACCAAUCACACAUCAGGGAAGAAUAAGAGUGAUGUCAGGUGCCUGGGCAUAGAAAGUGAAGAUGGUGAAGCAAAGAGUUCCCCUUGUGGUGAGAUGAGGUUUUACAUCUGCUCCAGGAAGAUGAGUGAGCAACAUAAUGACACUGCUGUGGCUCAUUCAGUGGACUGGUUCUCUGGUUCAGCCCUGAUUCCUGGGGUGAGUCUAGUGGCUGUGAUGUGGGCGCACAGUGAGUCAGUGGCAGAGGACAUCCUGCACUCCUCCUCUUUCCUUCGUCAGCUUCAGUCUGGGUCCAUCACAACGAACUGCUACGACCUGUUCAGACAGCAGGAGGCGCUCUACAUGGGGCUGCUGUACAAGAUGCUCGAGGCGCUUUACAUACAGGACACGGAUCCAGACGUGAGGACUCUGCUCCUCCACGAAAAGCAGCGCUACAAGAAGAAUUACUCUAAACAGGUUUGA